Messenger RNA from Teleopsis dalmanni, 2549 nucleotides. Its product is annotated as division abnormally delayed protein-like. NCBI's taxonomy places the organism in Eukaryota, Metazoa, Arthropoda, Insecta, Diptera, Diopsidae. The record is from RefSeq and is a predicted model, not a curated record. The transcript has 2 exons. Bases 2022 to 2549 code for a protein of 175 amino acids. Gene Ontology annotation, cellular component: plasma membrane. Gene Ontology annotation, biological process: regulation of signal transduction.
GAACGAGAAUUUAAAGCGUGCUAGUGUCUUCGGCGAAAGAGCGCAUUUCUAUCUGAACGGCGUCAAACAAAAAUCGUUCAAUUCAACGCGAAUUCUGAUUAGCCAACAAAAUUCAAUGCAAAUUUCGAAUUUAAAAAAAGUGUAAAAUUACAAAAAAAAAUUAAUUAAAAAGUGUUAAUCAAAGCGGUCUGUGUCAAGAACUAUUGAAGCGAAUUUUAUUGUCUUGUCAAUAAAACAAAAGAAAAAAUUAAAUAAAAAUACGUAGGAAAUUCAAAAAAUUAAAGUGGAAAAAGUUUGAAGAUAUUUUCGCACCAUUUUAAAGAUAUUUUCGCAGCAUUUGAAAGAUAUUUUCGCAGCACUCGAAAUUGAUUAAUGAUUGAGCAAUUUUUUCGAGUAGCUAAUUUACAUUUUAAAACGAGGGAAAAAUAAAAAAUUAAUUGCACAUUUACGAGAAUUGAUUUGAGCUGCUCGAGAUACAAAUGCAAAUAAUACAAACUGCAGCUGAGAUACUUUGCGCAUUUAAGAUAGAACAUUUUGCAAUUGCAUAAAGUGUCGAAGUCGUUUUGGCAAAGAGACAGGCGACAAACAAACGCCGGAACGCAAGGGGUAAAUUAAACUCCACUGAACUGCCGCUUUGUCUGCUGUUGAAGUUUAGGCAUUUGUGUUUGUGUUCGUGUGUUAUGUGCGUACGUUCGGUCGCUUUAAUGUAUGCGUGCGUAUCUGUGCGCCAGCCAGUGUAUCUGUAGCUCAUCGAAUUCGUGGUUUGUCUGACUCACUGACACUGACAGUUAGUUACGCUUGCAUUCAGCCACAAGGCGUUGUCUGUCUGAGCGUACGUCGAUUGACCAAUUCUAAAAGCGAAGCGCCUGCCGCAGCCGCUGUUGCUGUCGCUGUCGCUGCCGUUGUCAUUGUUGUUAUUGUUAUUGUUAUUGUUGUUGCCGGUGUAUCUUGUAUCUUGUAUUUUGACGUGUUUUGCUCUUGUAAUCGUUGUGCUGUUUGCUAUUUUUCGCAAUCGUGCGCAUAAUUUUUAACUUGAAUUUUUGCUUACCAUAAUUUUAUUUUUAUAAUUUACGUGUAUAUUUUGCAUAUCGCAGAAAAUGUGUGCAUCAAAAUAAUUUUUAAAAAACCAAAAAAAAAAAUUGUUCGAAAAUUUACUUAUAAUCAGAGCGUAUAUAAAUUUGCCGGUAAAUAAAAAUAUAUAUAAAAAGAAAAAUUUUUCAAAAAUUAAUUGUCAAGCGUGAAAUUGAACCUGCAGUGAAACAACAGACCCCGAACAGCUGUUUUUCUGCUAAUUACUUUGCAACGGGAAAUUGUAUCUUAUAGUUACGUAUCUACAAACACGAAGACAGCGUUGCGCGCGUAUUCUUAUAGCAUUGACAACUGAAAAUAUAAAUUUACGCUACACGUGAAAGAUUUUAGACGAAAAAAAAAAUCUAUACAAACAAAAAUAGAAAUAAAAAAAAUUUAAAACAAUAACAACAAAACGGUGUAUUUGCAAACAGCUCAUAUGUUUGUGUGUUGAAGGAAAAAUAUUUCCACUUCAGAUUUGUAUCUCAUAUCAUCAAGUGCAGGAGUGCGAAAGUGUUAAUGACAAAAAAUUUGUGAAAAUUCCAACAAAUACAAAUAUAAAAAAUACAAAAUCUGUAAAAAUCUUGUUCUGCACAACUUCCGGCCAUUAGCACACAGAAGUAUCUAAAUCAACUUACAAAAAUUCUACAACAACUUUUACAAAAAAAAUAAAAUAAAAUUACUUUAUUUAUUAUUUCUUUCAAUGUCUUCUGCUAUCUUACAACCAGUUUCGUUAAUGGCAGCGUUAAUUAUUUAAACAUAAUUAAGCAAAACUGAAAUAAAACAACAAAACAGCAACGAGUAUCUUUGAGAUACGUACAAAUACAGCAGCAACCAAAUAACUUACAACUCAACUGCAUUUGCAGUUGAAAGUUGGCUAAUACGAAAAGUGCACAUUUCACAUUUUCGCUUAGUAGAGUUUUCCGUUUUAUAGAUACUUUUUUCGUUACACCAUGGCCAACUGCACAGUUCGUAGCAGUGGCAACUCCUCCAAAGCAAUGAAAAAAUCCGCUGCAACGACCACAAAUUAUUGCUGCUUGACGUUGCCAGCAUUUUGCUUGGCUGCUGCUCUGGUGCUCGUUAUCGCGGUGCCAAUAGUUUCGGCGAAAAAUUUGGAUAACCAUGGUACGCUGUUAGCUGGCCAUGGACAUGGCAUUGCUGAUGCGGGCGUUGAUGGUGUUGGGCAUUCUCAUCAUCAUCGUCGCAGCCGCCUGCAACGCGACUCUGGCAGUAAAAAUGUAAAUGUGCGUGAACAAUGUGAAGCAGUGAAACCUUACUUCGAAUCAAUCGACAUUAAAUUGCAUGGAAAUUAUGAACAAAAAGGUGCCGUCUGUGGUGGUAAUUGUUGUGCUAAUAGCACAGAAACUGAACUCAGACACAAAGCGACCACUGAAUUUGAACGCCUUUUGCAUCAUCACACCGAAAGCCUGCGCGGCAUUCUGGAAUCUACAGCGAAUUUAUUCCAGGGUAAGUGCAAAUGA